AUGCUCUCUACCGUGGCUCUGAUUCUAUCUGUUUCAUCGUUGGCCUCAGCAUCUCUGCAAGUGGGUUUCUAUAGCUCCACAUGUCCAUCUGCUGAGACAAUAGUGAGAAACACCGUAAACACAGCAAUUUCUGUCAACCCAGGCGUAGCUGCUGGUCUCAUCAGAAUGCAUUUCCAUGAUUGCUUUGUCAGGGGUUGUGACGGUUCUGUGUUACUAGCAUCCACACCGGGUAACCCAAUAGCUGAAAGAGACAGCUUUAUCAACAACCCAAGCUUACGUGGCUUCGAGGUGAUUGAGAAUGCUAAGACGCAAUUAGAGGCUGCAUGUCCUCAAACAGUAUCAUGUGCUGACAUUCUUGCAUUCGCAGCACGAGACAGUGCCCUCAAAGCUGGUGGCAUAAACUAUGACGUGCCAUCGGGACGCAGAGACGGUCUCAUCUCUAUCGGUGAUGAAGUGCUAACGAAUCUACCUGCACCAACCUUCAGUGCUGGUGAACUUGUUAACAAUUUUGCUCGAAAGGGGUUGUCAGCAGAUGAAAUGGUGACUCUUUCAGGUGCACAUUCAAUAGGUGUAUCGCAUUGUUCCUCAUUCUCAAAACGCUUAUACUCUUUCAACGACACGUUUACACAAGACCCCUCAAUGGACCCUUCUUAUGCUGCAUUGUUGAAAAUAAAAUGUCCUCCGCCACCAAGCAGCACAGAUCCAACAGUGCCUCUUGAUGCUUCCACAUCAAUUCGUUUGGACAAUAACUACUAUGAGGGACUUGUUAACCACCGUGGCUUGUUGACAUCAGAUCAAACGUUGUUAAGCAGCGAAUCCACAAAGGAAAUGGUUGUAGGAAAUGCAUACUAUGGUGCAAGUUGGGCUCAGAAGUUUGCACAAGCAAUGGUACACAUGGGUUCCAUUGAAGUGCUAACUGGCUCUGAUGGUGAGAUCAGGAGGCAUUGUAGCUUUGUUAAUUAG
Messenger RNA from Abrus precatorius (Indian licorice), 963 nucleotides. Its product is annotated as peroxidase 5-like. Lineage: Eukaryota; Viridiplantae; Streptophyta; Magnoliopsida; Fabales; Fabaceae. The transcript is spliced from 2 exons. The record is from RefSeq and is a predicted model, not a curated record. Gene Ontology annotation, cellular component: plant-type cell wall; plasmodesma. The coding region runs from base 1 to 963 and encodes 320 amino acids. Gene Ontology annotation, molecular function: heme binding; peroxidase activity. Gene Ontology annotation, biological process: response to oxidative stress; hydrogen peroxide catabolic process.